UACAUCUCUUCCAUUUUCCUCACACUUCACAUCUUUCUAAUAAUCUCAUAAUCUCUCUCACUCUAAACCAGAAGAGGAAGCAUUUUCUAGAGAGAAAGACUAAAGAGAUGGUUUCCAAAAUGGUCCAAGUUUUCUUGAUAGUGGCUCUCUUCGCUACAUCAGCCCUCGCUCAAGCCCCGGCUCCUACACCAACCAUCACUCCUCCUGCCGCAACACCCCCUCCCGUUACAACUCCUCCUCCCGUAGCUACUCCUCCACCAGUGGCCACCCCACCACCAGCCGCAACCCCAGCCCCAGCCACCACUCCACCACCAGCCGUGACUCCAGCUCCCGCCACCACUCAACCAUCAGCCGCUCCUUCUCCUUCUGAUGUUCCCGCCGCAUCUCCACCGGCUCCGGAAGGUCCCGCAUUGAGCCCAGGCAGUCUUGCUCCAGGACCUUCAGAUGAAGCACCUGCCCCGAGUGCCGCUUUCUCCAACAAAGCUUUCAUCGCCGGAACCGCUUUCACCGCUGUUAUGUACGCCGCAGUUUUCAUUUGAGAUUUUUUAUUUUAAAAGUUCACAAUCCUCUUUCUUUUUUUUUUGUAAUUUCCCCCCAAUUAUUUCAAAUCCUUGGUGUUAUGUGAGAAUUUCAUUUUUUUUCGUAUUUCGCUA
Molecule: messenger RNA, 653 nt
Organism: Brassica napus (rape)
Lineage: Eukaryota; Viridiplantae; Streptophyta; Magnoliopsida; Brassicales; Brassicaceae
Product: classical arabinogalactan protein 4
Exons: 1
Coding region: 108-539 (143 amino acids)
Source: RefSeq, a predicted model, not a curated record